Messenger RNA from Ilex paraguariensis (yerba mate), 3510 nucleotides. Lineage: Eukaryota; Viridiplantae; Streptophyta; Magnoliopsida; Aquifoliales; Aquifoliaceae. The record is from the annotation of a GenBank genome assembly.
AUGUCGAUCCCAAGCUCGAGGCAAUCCUACUACCCCCCAAACCAUAACUCUAACCACAACCACAACCAAAACCACCACCUCUUUUCAUCACUGUCAACCCCUCCACCACCAAGACCACCGCCUCUCUUCCCCUCCUUCACUCUCCUCAUAACCCUUCUCACCCUCUUCACCACCACUACUGCCACCGCCACCCUCAACCAUGAAGCCUCUCUUCUCUUCUCAUGGCUACACACAUCUUCUUCACCACCACCACCUUUCUCAAACUGGAAUUCACUAAACCCCAACCCAUGCAACUGGUCUUUUUUAACAUGCAAUCCACAAGGCUUUGUCUCCGAAAUCACUAUCCAAUCAAUCCCUCUUCAGCUUCCAUUGCCUUCCAAUCUCUCCUCAUUUACACACCUCCAAAAACUCAUAAUCUCAGAUGCAAACCUCACCGGAACUAUCCCGGCCGAUCUCGGCGAUUGCCCUUCUCUCACCGUCAUCGACCUCAGCUCAAACAUUCUUGUUGGUUCCAUCCUGCCCACCAUUGGAAAGCUUCAAAACCUCGAAGAUUUGAUCUUGAACUCCAACCAGCUCACCGGAAAAAUCCCAGUUGAGCUAAGCAAAUGCCGAAACCUCAAGAACCUUCUACUUUUCGACAACCGCCUUGGUGGGUCUAUUCCCUCUGAAUUAGGCCAAUUAUCGAGCCUUCAAGUCCUCCGAGCCGGCGGUAACAAGGACAUCGCCGGAAAAAUCCCCGACGAGCUCGGAAACUGCUGUAAUCUGACUUUCUUAGGUCUUGCCGAUUCCGGAGUUUCAGGUUCUAUACCCGCCUCAUUGGGUAAACUUAGCAAGCUUCAGACAUUGUCUAUCUACACUGCAAUGCUCUCCGGUGAAGUCCCACCGGAAAUAGGUAACUGUUCUGAGCUUGUGAACUUGUAUUUAUACGAAAACAGUCUUUCUGGUUCAAUCCCACCGGAGAUUGGAAAUCUAAGAAAGCUUGAGAAAUUAUUGUUAUGGCAAAACAAUUUUGUUGGUGCUAUUCCAGAAGAGAUUGGGAAUUGCAGUAGAUUGAGCAUGUUUGAUUUGUCUUUGAAUUCUCUCUCUGGGACUAUACCUUUGUCUUUUGGAGGCCUUGUUGAGCUUGAAGAGUUCAUGAUUAGUAAUAACAAUGUGUCUGGUUCAAUACCUUCAGUUCUUUCAAAUGCCACAAAUCUUUUGCAAUUACAGUUUGAUACAAAUCAGAUUUCUGGGUUGAUUCCUCCUGAGCUUGGGGGGUUGUCAAAGCUUCUUGUGUUCUUUGCUUGGCAAAAUCAGCUUGAAGGAAGCAUACCUCCAAGUUUUGCUAGUUGUAGUAACCUCCAAGCAUUAGACUUGUCUCAUAAUUCACUCACUGGUAGCAUACCACCAGGCUUGUUUCAACUGAAAAAUCUCACAAAGCUUCUAUUGAUUUCUAACGAUAUUUCGGGUUCGCUACCUCAAGAAAUUGGUAAUUGUAGCUCUCUGGUGAGGCUAAGGGUAGGAAACAAUCGAAUUGCUGGUGAAAUUCCUAGGGAAAUUGGGGGUCUAAAGAGCUUAAAUUUCCUGGAUUUAUACGGAAAUCGCCUUUUUGGGCCUUUACCAGAUGAGAUUGGAAGUUGUUUACAACUGCAGAUGGUAGACCUUAGCAACAAUACACUAGAAGGUCCCCUGCCUAAUUCAUUGUCAUCUCUGUCUGGGCUGCAAGUCUUAGAUGUUUCGAGUAAUCGAUUCGUGGGUCCUAUUCCGGCUAGUUUUGGCCGCCUUCCUUCAUUGAACAAGCUUAUUCUGAGCAUGAAUUCAUUCUCAGGACCUAUUCCUCCGUCCCUCGGCCUCUGUUCCAGUCUCCAGUUGCUUGAUAUUAGCAGCAAUCAGCUCUUGGGCAAUAUCCCAAUGGAGUUGGGUAAAAUUGAGGCCCUUGAGAUUGCUCUCAACCUCAGUUGCAAUGGACUCACCGGGCCUAUCCCGGCUCAAUUCUCUGCACUCAGCAAGCUUUCAAUACUAGACCUAUCACACAACAAGCUUGAGGGGAAUUUGAGUCCACUUGCUGGGCUCGACAAUCUUGUCUCUCUCAACAUCUCUUACAACAACUUUACUGGGUAUCUCCCUGACAACAAGCUCUUUCGACAGUUAUCGGUCUCAGACCUGGAUGGAAACCAAGGCCUGUGUUCAUUUGGUCGUGACUCAUGUUUCUUAAACAAUGUUGCUGGAACAGGAGUACAGAGAAAUGGAAAUGGUGUAAGUAAGUCAAGGAGACUUAAACUAGCAAUUGCAUUGCUAAUCACUCUGACAAUUGCUAUGGUCCUCAUGGGAACAAUUGCAGUGAUUCGAGCACGAAGGACUAUAAGAGGUGACGAUGAUUCAGAAAUCGGGGAGUCAUGGCCUUGGAAAUUCACUCCAUUCCAGAAGCUAAAUUUUUCGGUUGAGCAAGUUUUGAGAUGUCUUGUUGAUUCUAAUGUGAUUGGAAAAGGGUGUUCAGGGGUUGUCUAUCGUGCAGAUAUGGACAAUGGUGAUGUUAUUGCAGUGAAGAAGCUUUGGCCAACAACAAUUGCUGCAGCCAAUGGCUGUAAUGACGAUAAAUGUGGAGUUCGAGAUUCCUUCUCUGCAGAGGUGAAAACACUCGGGUCAAUCCGACAUAAGAACAUCGUUAGAUUCUUGGGUUGCUGUUGGAAUCGAAGCACAAGGUUGCUCAUGUAUGAUUACAUGCCUAAUGGUAGCUUAGGUAGCCUCCUACACGAGAGGAGUGGAAACCCUUUGGAGUGGGAAUUGAGAUACCAAAUUAUGCUAGGAGCAGCACAAGGCCUUGCUUAUUUACACCAUGAUUGUGUCCCUCCAAUUGUUCAUAGGGACAUCAAGGCCAAUAACAUACUCAUUGGUCUCGAGUUUGAGCCUUACAUUGCAGACUUUGGCCUUGCCAAGCUCGUCGAUGAUGGUGAUUUUGCUCGGUCCUCCAAUACCGUAGCAGGUUCCUAUGGAUAUAUUGCUCCUGAAUAUGGAUACAUGAUGAAGAUCACACAGAAAAGCGAUGUCUACAGCUAUGGUGUAGUCAUGUUAGAAGUGUUGACUGGUAAACUACCAAUCGAUCCAACGAUACCAGACGGUCUCCAUGUCGUUGAUUGGGUAAGACAGAAGAGGGGAGGCAAUGAAGUUCUUGAACCAAGCUUACUAUCCAGACCUGAAGCCGAGAUUGAGGAAAUGAUGCAAGCAUUAGGCAUAGCAUUACUAUGUGUAAAUUCAUCCCCUGAUGAAAGGCCAACAAUGAAAGAUGUGGCAGCAAUGCUCAAGGAAAUCAAGCAUGAAAGAGAAGAGUAUGCAAAAGUUGAUGUGCUCCUCAAGGGAUCUCCGGCCACCACCGACACGUCGGAAAAUAAGAACUCCGGUGGAGUUCCAGCAACAUCAUCAUCCACAAAGGCAAUGAGAAGUUUGUACCCAAAAAGCAAUAACACAAGCUUCUCAGCAUCCUCGUUGCUUUACUCAUCAUCUUCCUCUAAUACCAAAAUGGGAUUCAAGUGA